CUUUCCCUUAUUCAAACUCGAAUCAACUCACAAAUCGUCUGCACAGACAGCCUCAACACACUCUCUUGCAAACAAACACCAGCUUCCACAAGCUACCUACAGCUCAACAGCAACUGCGUGCAUUUCUAGCUGGUCUAGAACUGCAAGCACACAACCAAACAGACUCGAAGCACGAAAUCGACAGCAACGAACAAGAUGUUCGCCAACGCACUCUCUUCCACCGUUGCGGUGCUCGCUCUCCUCGGCCAGGUAUCCGCACACAUGAAAAUGGCGACGCCCAUUCCUUACGACAAGAAGGACAUAACGAGCUCUCCACUUCAGAGCAGGAAUGAGUACCCGUGUCAACGGCAGACCUACAAUUUCGAGCCGUCCGAGAUGAACGAGAUGAAGGUCGGCGACAACCAGACGCUCUCAUUCGACGGCAGUGCUUCUCAUGGUGGUGGCACUUGUCAGCUCGCGAUCUCCCUCGAUGCUAAACCCACCAAAGACUCGGUCUUCAAGCUUAUCCAGGUCUUUGAGGGUGGGUGUCCAACUUCUGGCGGAGGCAAUGAUGGCUCGCACCCUUUCACCUUCAAGAUUCCUCAGGGAUUCCCAAAUGGCGACUUCGCACUAGCCUGGACCUGGUACAACAAGAUUGGGAACCGCGAGAUCUAUCAGAACUGCGCCCCAAUUCGGGUCACAGGAGGUGCUGAUAACAACGAUGUCUAUGACUCACUCCCUGAGCACUACAUCAUCAACUUGCCGACGUCAGAAUGUUCCAGUGUUGAGACUUCUGACCAGAUCAUUCCGUUCCCGGGCCAGUACAUCAUCACGGGAGAAGGCGCCAAGCCGGCCUCCGCCACUGGUCCCUCCUGCGAAGCAUCUGCAGCCGCUAUGACGAAGAACGUCAAGGGCUACAAGUCCGAAGUCAGCGACAAUGGUGCUGCUUACACGGCUCCAGCUGGUGGCAGCGGCCCUGGCGCGAGUGCACCUGCUUCAAGCGCUGCCCAAGCUACUUCUGCCGCUGGUUACGGUGGUGCUCCGAGCAGUUACAACAACGGCCAGUACUCCGCACCCGUCACAACAUCCGCCGCGACCUCUGUCGCAACAUCUGCCGCAGCAUCAGCAGACACCUCUACCAUGGCAUCUUCAGAAGUUGAGUCGGCUCCCAUCAGCUACCCAACGCUCUCUCUAUCAAGUGGUGCUGGAGUCAACGCUCCAGCUGCAGGCACCGCGUCUGCUUACACUCCGAUUGGUACUGGCAGCACUUCUGCUCCUAGUGAAGGCUCGUCCUCUGGCAACGGUAUCAUUUGCGAUGCCUCUCACGCAAAUCAAUUCGGUGUCAACGUUGGAGAUGAGACCGUGUGGCGAGCGGUCGCUGCGGGAACCACAUGCGAGCAAAUCGCUGCGUACCGCAAGCGUUCUCUCCGUCACGCUCAUGUCCGUCGACACCUUCAAAACGUUGGUCGUAUCUAG
Messenger RNA from Cercospora beticola, 1455 nucleotides. RefSeq lists its product as uncharacterized. The record is from RefSeq and is a predicted model, not a curated record. Lineage: Eukaryota; Fungi; Ascomycota; Dothideomycetes; Mycosphaerellales; Mycosphaerellaceae.